Molecule: messenger RNA, 318 nt
Organism: Rangifer tarandus platyrhynchus (Svalbard reindeer)
Lineage: Eukaryota; Metazoa; Chordata; Mammalia; Artiodactyla; Cervidae
Source: the annotation of a GenBank genome assembly
AUGGAGCCUGCUUCCUGCGUGAAACAAUCCAGCUCCCGAAGUGCCCUGCGCUGUUUACGCUACGUUCCUCCCUGGGAACGUCACAGUGCGGAGAGGGGCGAGGAGGCGGGACGGGCGAGGGAACGUGACGUAACGUCCUCACGUCGUGCCGCCUCCCGCAACCCGGAAGUCUCUGGGAUGAGUUUCAUUUCUAGUGAUGAAGUAUUCCAAGUUACAUGCUAUUCUGCGUACUCCCUGGUUUCUGUUUUCUCACCUGAAGCGCCUAUACCUUACAGCUUCAAGGCAAAGAUGCUUCCUGUCUCUCCGCGGGACACCUGA